CGUAUACACAAUCAUCGGUGCUCCACCUCGUUCCAUUGCGCUGUCUACCGUCAAACAGCUGCGCGACGACCAUGACUGUCGCGAGUGUGCGUCCGUCAGGCCUCUGUGUUGUCACGUGACGAUGACGGACACCGUCGCGACGAAGCUUAUUCUUAAGUCUUGAGGGGUGGAGACCACCCUUAUUCUCCUGAGUGUCGCGAACGUAACAACGCAUCAACGACGUAACACCAUACACUGCAUCCGAACCACUCGGGUCGAGAUACGAGAUUUAGUUGGUUAAGGACAGCGUGACGACGUAAAUAUACGGCGAGAUCGAUAAAAGAAUACGUGGAAGCCCCCGUGUUUCGCCUGUCGUUUCGUCGGCCGUUCAUGGGAAAAGUGGGUCGACCUACCGCACGCUGGUGGAAGUUAUCUAAUGAGAGACGAUAUUCGCGUUUAGAAGAGCACGAUGAGAGGUGGUGUUGGUGAUGGUCCAAACACAAUUACUGUUCCCGCUUCGGCGUCUGUUAAUUUUUUGACAACCGAAGAUAGCAUGAGCGACGACGUAUUCGAAAUGGACGACGAUCGCUCUUCCACUGUCACGAAUGUCAUUUCCGGAGGUCUCACGCCCGCAACUAUAGAGCGAUCCUUCGAAAAGACACCCUCACCUACCGGAUACCGCGAUUAUAAGCCACCUGCCGAGGUACUGAGUAACAACUACAGCACGACUUUUAAGACAACGAGCGACUUCGACAGCGUAAGAAGUGCUUUGAAGAAAGACCAGGAGAGAGAUGAUAAUUUCGCGCAUAAGACAAUCCUUCUCGGUGAUAGCGGGGUUGGCAAGACUUCGUUAUUGGUCCAGUUUGAUACCGGAAGAUUCCAGCUAGGAAACUUUGCGGCCACCGUGGGUAUCGGUUUUACGAACAAAGUUGUCACCGUCGACGACACGCCGAUCAAGCUGCAGAUAUGGGACACAGCCGGCCAGGAAAGGUUCCGAAGCGUGACGCAUGCUUAUUACCGAGACGCACAUGCACUUUUGCUGCUGUACGACGUGACGAAUAAGACGAGUUAUGACAACAUCAGGGCUUGGCUAAGCGAAAUCCGGGAACACGCGAACGAGGAUGUCGUCAUCAUGCUGCUGGGUAACAAGUCUGACUGUGGGACGGAGCGUGCCGUUAAGCGGGAAGACGGCGAGCGAUUAGCGCAGGAGUACAAAGUGCCGUUCAUGGAAACGUCUGCCAAGACUGGCCUCAAUGUCGAAUUGGCAUUUCUCGCUGUUGCUCGGGAAUUAAAGGCUAGAAAAAGCGACAAUCCUGAUGAGACGAAAUUCAACGUUCAGGACUACGUGCGUCAGCAAUCGCAACGAAGCUCCUGCUUCAACUCCAGCUGCCUGACAACUUGAACUGCUUUCUUUUUUUACGUUAAUUAAGAGAACGCGAACUGGAACCGCGUUGGUCGCGAGGAGAUAUGGCGCGAAAUUGCCAUUGUGAGCCAGGCAUUCAUUUGAUUUCCGCUUGAAAGAAAACAUCGGUAUAACAUUCGUUGCGAGACGAUGUAAAUUUUAUACUCGAUUCAUAGAGUAAUUUUGCGAAUAAACCACAAUGCAGGCGAAGCGAUUCAAGUUCAUCGGGUGAAUCGAAACCACAGUGUGUAUCCAGUGGUCAAGAUAUUCGGGAAACACAAGAAAUUAUUUCGUUCAACAAAAAGUCAUGAAUAUUAACAUAAACCGCAUAUGUGAUAUCAAAGGCUCGAUGAGUACGAAAUCGUUUACGCUUUUAAAAGAAUCAAGGUCAAAGAAUUGAAUUGUUUUUUAGCAUAGCGUCAGAGAGAACAUGGCGUUCUCAUUAACCAUAAGUAAACAUGUGUCAAUGAUUACUCGCACACAUUGUAUAUUAAUGUGAAUAGUUUUAAGAUAGAAAGAGUUUCACACGCAGGAUACUCCCGUAGAUAAGGCUUUAGCUUGAUGGUUCUAAUUUCAUGUACGCUACAUCCGCGUAUAUAUGCGCACACACACACACACACACACACACAC
Molecule: messenger RNA, 2011 nt
Organism: Atta colombica
Lineage: Eukaryota; Metazoa; Arthropoda; Insecta; Hymenoptera; Formicidae
Gene: Rab26
Product: ras-related protein Rab-37
Exons: 8
Coding region: 449-1381 (310 amino acids)
Cellular component (GO): Golgi apparatus; endosome
Molecular function (GO): GTPase activity; GTP binding
Source: RefSeq, a predicted model, not a curated record